Molecule: messenger RNA, 1149 nt
Organism: Trichoderma harzianum CBS 226.95
Lineage: Eukaryota; Fungi; Ascomycota; Sordariomycetes; Hypocreales; Hypocreaceae
Exons: 3
Coding region: 1-1149 (382 amino acids)
Source: RefSeq, a predicted model, not a curated record
AUGCUUCAAAGACUAAGAUACAGGAGAAAAAUCCAAGGUCCGAAUACACGUACCAGAAAGCGAAUUCGAGUAAAAGAUGAGGAAGAGGACGAACUUGCGUCGGCCACGAAUUAUACCAAAACGCGCACAUCUGCUACGCCAGGAGUGGAGAAUUGGAAGGCAUACACUCUGUGUCAGCUAGCCAAGAGCGAUCCUGAAUCUGUAUGUGAUCUGCUGGAUGCUUACAAGGCUGAAUUCGAAAGACAACGCAUCAAAAUCAAGUCUCUCGAAGCAGAAAUCAAGCAAGAAAAGAAAUCACAUGAGGAAGAAGUUCAGCAAGAAAAGAAAUCGCACGAAGAGAACCGUCGCAUACUCGGUGACAGGAUCAAGGCACUUACUCAUGACAUGGAAAAGCUUGUCCUUCAGAAUAUGAUAGAUUUUGGCAUAAAAAAGGCGUCGGAUGACACCAUCAAGGGCAUGUGGUGGCAGUUAUCUUACAAGAUCAAGAAUACCGUCAGUAACUAUUUUACUGAGCGGCCUCAAGACGAGACGAUCUCCGUCGGUGGUAUCGAGUAUCAUAUACCCGCGCAGCCCACACCUGCUGGCCGAAUCCUUGCUGUACGAGACAGCCUCAAACGACGCCAGCUCUGGGAUCCCUACAAACUCCCCAGUCCUCAGUAUCUCCAAAUGAUCAGUAAAAUAAAGUCAGCUCUUGACCCGGACCUUGAACAAGAGGCAGAUCCUAAAAGCCAUUUCAAAAGAGUAGAGAUGAUUCAAGGCACAGUUGCUCACUUCAAAAAUAUUGUAGCAGACAAGAUGCUGAACGAAUUUCAAGAGGAUCUGAAGAGCAUAUUCGCGGAUGCGUGGAAACUCUACACCACCAUGAUGACGUCCAAAGCCAUCUUUGUCAUAGAGUGGCACCAGAGUGACGAUGGAAUCAAUAAUCAUCGUUACGACCCAGAGACUAUGGAAUUGUCCGUCGGCGUUGAUGCCAGUGAUGAUGCAUCAGAACACACUUUCGCAGUGAUCGAGUCGCCGGCCUUGUGGAAGAUUGGAAAUGGAGACGGCGAAAACUUCGACUCUGCCAUGGUCAUAUGCAAACAAUCUGUGUUUGAAUGGGAUGGCAAGAGUGAGCCCAGUACAUCUGCUUGGGACGAAUCAUCAUCGUAA